Messenger RNA from Gloeophyllum trabeum ATCC 11539, 1379 nucleotides. RefSeq lists its product as uncharacterized. NCBI's taxonomy places the organism in Eukaryota, Fungi, Basidiomycota, Agaricomycetes, Gloeophyllales, Gloeophyllaceae. The transcript has 6 exons. The record is from RefSeq and is a predicted model, not a curated record. The coding region runs from base 175 to 921 and encodes 248 amino acids.
AUUUACUCGGUGAAGUAAGGCUCCGACCUAUUACCCCUUACACUAAUGCGAUCGCUGUCUCUCUGCUCCCAACCACCACCUCCUGCGCUGUCGACUGGCUCGACUUUUAUUCUUUCUUUCAUUCCCGCUUGACGCGCCGAGUCCUUUCUGCGAAAGACUGCUUUCUAGCCCAGCAUGGCCUUUGGAAACCUGUUUGCCAAGCCCCCGCGCUACUACAAGCCCCAGCGCACCACCGACAGCAUCGUCGUCUACCUCGCGCCCUCCCAGCCGGCGCCCACCCACGUUCCCUUUGAGCUCCAAUCCCACGUCAGCGCCGACACCUGGGCCAUCCGCGUCGCCGCCAUCUCGCGCGUCGCGGCGCAGUACAACAAGCCCAGGUUCGAGCGCGCCUGGACGCUGCUCGCCAUGCUCUCCAUCGUCAUCGUGCCCAUCGUCCUCUACCACGUCCUCAUCGACGCCUUCCACGUCCACUUUGACCGCUUCGGCUUCGCCGACACCGACGUCGACAAGCUCGUCGAGGUCCGCUGGAUCACCUUCGGCGUCUUUGCCGGCCUCGUCCUCCUCUUCCUCGUCCCCCUCGCCCUCUGGAAGUUCAUCGGUCAGAGGAGGGUGAACGGCAUGAUCAACGGCUGGGCGAGGGAGGACCGCGUCCUCCGCGGGUCGGGCACCCAGCUCCCCGUCUGGGCGGUCAAGACCCCGGGCGUCUUCCGGCCCACGAUCCAACUCACCGUGACCAUCCCCGCCUCCCCCGCGCCGACCACCUUCCACCCCGACGCGUACCUGCCCAACUACCUGAACAGCGCGUCGGACGUGUACCUCCCCCCGCGCAGCAAGGAGGACCCGCAGGGCCUCCCGCGCCUCAGCACCGUCGGCACCUUCCCCAUCUCCUUCGGCGCGAACAACGUCAACGAGAAGGUCUGAGUGGGAGACGAAUGUAUGCGCUGCUGAUGGCGGAAUGUGGACUUGGGCUGGCUGGACUAUUAAUACUAGUGUGAUGCAGGAGGGCAUGGUGUUGAGCAGGAAGGACAUGGGCUGGUGUAGAGUCAGAGUUCUGUAUACUUACUACGUGCAGGGGGAACCGGUGGUUGUGACAAGUCGAUGUAUCGUGACAUCUCGCAACUCCAGCCACACCGACUUUGUUCCCGCCUAUCUGGUUCUUACUUGCCAUUAUCGCAGUCCAAAUUAGCCUCGGGACUUUACAAAGUUCCUCGCCCUUGUCGGCACUUUGAACACUGCGCAGGCGGCUGCGUCACAUACACGUUACACCGUCCCAUCGUCUCCCGCUCACGCGCCAGCGCACUCGCUCAGACCCGGCCAUGACCAUCCACAGUCUAUACAUAUUCGACAGGCGCGCCCCUCCCCUCUCUCGCGGUAACGCC